CGUGACGGAGUUCCGUUUCCUUUUACAUCUGGGAAGAACAAUAACAACACGGGCAAGAUGGCGGCGGAGUACGGGAGCGUUCAGAAGGGAAGCUUAAAAUUGAAAGGCGUGGACGGUCUGUCUUCGGGAAAAAAGAAAAAGAAGAAGGACAAGGAAAGCAAGAAGCGUAUGGAACAGAUAAUGAACAACCAGGAUGAUGAAAAGGAGUCCGAGAAAACAAACCGUGACAAAAGGACUCCUGCCCAGAUUGCAUUUGAUAAAACGCAAGAAAAACGGCAAAUGGAAAGAAUAUUAAACAAAGCAUCGAAGACCCAUAAACAGAGAGUUGAGGACUUUAACAGGCAUCUGGACAACCUGACUGAGCAUUACGACAUUCCUAAAGUCAGCUGGACCAAAUAAACAUGAACAUUUGUGCUUUGACCUGUUUUCUUUUACCUCGCAAGCUUUUUCUUUCAACCACAUGUAAUCAUUUUGUAAAAGAUUACAGUAAAGAAUACAUCAAAAAUAAAGUGCUGAAAACUAGAAGCAAGUGAUGGAAAUACUUUGAAACUGAAAUAUCAUUGUAAUACUUUUUCAGUUAUUUGGGGAUUAUGUUAUUGUACAUUUGAAAUAAACGUCCCAGUUGUUUUAUUGUUA
Molecule: messenger RNA, 636 nt
Organism: Acipenser ruthenus (sterlet)
Lineage: Eukaryota; Metazoa; Chordata; Actinopteri; Acipenseriformes; Acipenseridae
Product: protein FAM32A-like
Exons: 4
Coding region: 58-399 (113 amino acids)
Cellular component (GO): nucleolus
Source: RefSeq, a predicted model, not a curated record